Miniopterus natalensis is the source of this 1488-nucleotide messenger RNA. It is a transcript of the gene SACK1E, whose product is annotated as scaffolding CK1 anchoring protein E. Gene Ontology annotation, biological process: signal transduction. NCBI's taxonomy places the organism in Eukaryota, Metazoa, Chordata, Mammalia, Chiroptera, Miniopteridae. Gene Ontology annotation, molecular function: protein kinase binding. The record is from RefSeq and is a predicted model, not a curated record.
AUGGCGGCCUCCCAGCUUGCAGCACUGGAAGGAGUGGAGCCAGGGCCGGGGGGGCUGCCUCUGACGGAGACCAGCCCUGGCUUCCUGUAUUCCGAGGGACAGCGGCUGGCGCUGGAGGCUCUUCUGAGUAAGGGCGCAGAGGCGUUCAAGGCCUGUGUGCAGAGCGAGGGGCUGCGGCCCUUCCUGGGCUGGGAGGAGCUCCAGGGCCUGGCAGCAGCGGCUGAGAACUGGACAGCAGUCAAGCAGGAGACCAGCGGAGCAGAGGGAGCCACCGUCACCAAUGGGGACUCAAACAGCCUGACCUACUGGCCUGGACAGUCGGAGGAGCCGGUGCCCGUGUUGCGGCUGGGCUGGCCGGAGGACUCCGGCUGGAAGGGUAUCACCCGGGCGCAGCUGUACACCCAGCCACCUGGCGAGGGCCACCCACCCCUCAAGGAGCUGGUGCGCCAGGAAAUCCAGGCCGCCUGCAAGCUGGUGGCCAUCGUCAUGGACAUAUUCACUGACCCAGACCUGCUUUCGGACUUGGUGGAUGCUGCCACACGUCGCUGGGUGCCCGUCUACCUGCUCCUGGACCGCCAGCAGCUGCCUGCCUUCCUGACGCUGGCCCAGCAGCUGGGGGUGAACCCCUGGGCCACUGAGAACCUGGACAUCCGUCUCGUGCGGGGAUGCAGCUUCCAGAGCCGCUGGCGACAGCAGGUGACUGGUGCGGUGAAGGAGAAGUUUGUGUUGCUGGACGGCGAGAGGGUCAUCUCAGGAUCCUACAGCUUCACGUGGAGUGACUCCCGCCUGCACCGCGGCCUGGUGACCCUGCUGACCGGUGAGAUCGCCGAUGCCUUCAGCCGCGAGUUCCGGACACUGUACGCGGCCUCCUGGCCGCUCCCACCUGCGCCCACCCCGGGCCCCUUCGUCAGCACCCUGGGGGGGCUGCAGCUGGCCCGCAGCCCUCACAGUGUGGCCCGCCGCCACUCCGUGGCCCCCACGUCACCGCCACUGCCUGAUGUGUCACCGCUGGCCCAACGCCUGGCCGCCUGCCGAGUCUUUGACAGAGACCAGCAGGAGACCCAGGCUGUCCCGGGGCCUGCGCUUAGCGACAUCCUGAGGAGCAUCCAGCACUCCCGGACCCCCAGUGGCCCUCCAGCCCGGCCCAGCCGAUCCCUGUGGGACCUGAGCCGCCUGUCCCAACUGUCUGACUCCAGUGACCAUGACAUCGAGCUCAAGAAGUCCUGGGGCUCCAAGGACACCCCAGCCAGGGCCCUGAUGAGGCAGCGGGGCACUGGAGGGCCCCCCAGGGGUGAGGCGGACUCCCAUCCCCUGGCCGGGUCCCAGCCCUGGAGUGGCCCCCUGGCCCUCAUCCCUUCCCGCCGCCUCCGCUAUCUGUCCCCAACCCGAAGGAGGUUUGGUGACAAUGCUGCACCCAGAUCCCCGGAACCCAGAGGUGGCCGGCAGCCAGACUGGGCCACCCGGGCAGGACUCAGGGGGCGACCCUGA